This is a messenger RNA of Penicillium verhagenii, 3750 nucleotides long. Its product is annotated as putative cation chloride cotransporter. Gene Ontology annotation, cellular component: membrane. The record is from RefSeq and is a predicted model, not a curated record. Gene Ontology annotation, biological process: potassium ion import across plasma membrane; potassium ion homeostasis; chloride ion homeostasis. Gene Ontology annotation, molecular function: potassium:chloride symporter activity. Bases 1 to 3750 code for a protein of 1249 amino acids. The transcript is spliced from 4 exons. Lineage: Eukaryota; Fungi; Ascomycota; Eurotiomycetes; Eurotiales; Aspergillaceae.
AUGUCUCGCCGACGCCCGAAUUUCUCAACUCGAACAGCCGAAGAAGAUGUCUCACGUCUCGACCCAAAUGAGCCGGACUCCUCUGCUGGUGCUGGGUUUCUGUCCCUGAUACCGGCUGUUUCACCCCGCCAACAGGAAUCGAACAUCACGGAGCCUGAGAUUAAUCAACAACCAUGGUCUGCAAGCCCAUUUCAAGGCCUGGGAAGCUGGUGGGCCGGGAAAAAAGACAAUGGAAAUACACAGGACACCAGCGGAGAAGCAGAGUCUCCUCAUAUGCCCCUCUCUGCAGCUCCUCUGCGCGAUGCCAGUGCCGAUAAGAAGGAAAGGAAUGGACAUCGUUCUCGAUCGACGACUGAGGAGGCAAAGAAGCUUGGCACAUUCUCUGGGGUAUUUGUUCCUGUGACGCUCAAUGUACUUAGUAUUUUGAUGUUCUUGCGCUUUGGGUUUGUCUUGGGCCAAGCAGGGUUGCUGGGAAUACUAGGACUUCUUGCCGUGUCGUACACAAUCAACUUGGUAACAACGAUGUCUCUGUCUGCCAUCGCAACAAACGGUACUGUUCGAGGCGGAGGUGCCUACUAUUUGAUCUCCCGAUCCCUCGGCCCUGAAUUUGGUGGGUCCAUUGGGAUAGUGUUCUACAUGGGCUACGUCUUCAACACCGGUAUGAAUGCGGUCGGCUUGGUCGACUGUUUCUACCAAAACUUUGGUAGUGUAUCCGGCAACUGGGCAAAUUUCCUCCAGGAGGGCUUUUGGUGGUCAUAUCUCUGGGGGACGAUUAUAUUGGUUGUCUGUACUGCAAUUUGCUUUGCAGGUAGCUCUCUCUUCGCGAGAGCUAGCAAUGGCCUGUUAAUCAUUCUCCUUGUGGCAACUUUCAGCAUCCCGAUAUCCGCCAUUUUCAUGAAGCCAUUCAUCCGAGAAGGCGUGGAGUUUACUGGGUUGAGCUUGCAGACCCUUGUUGGAAAUCUCAAACCAAACCUUACUAGAGGUGCUGCAGGAAGUCAGAUAAAAGGGAGAGAAAACUUUCAGGAUCUCUUUGGCAUUUUGUUCCCCGCAACAGCGGGUAUCUUUGCGGGAGCGAGUAUGUCGGGUGACCUCAAGAACCCAAGCAAAGCAAUCCCCAAGGGUACCUUGGCUGGCUUGGGUCUGACAUUUUUCACAUACACACUGGUGAUCCUUUCAAUGGCUGCCUCCAUUACAAGGCAGUCCUUCUAUAACAAUGUGAACGUAAUCCAGGUCGUCAAUUAUUCCGAUACCAUCAUCCUAAUGGGGGAGUUUGCCACUAGCUUCUUCUCCGCACUAAUGGGUGUCACUGGAUCAGCCAAGCUUCUCCAGGCGAUUGCUCGAGAUAGUCUCGUUCCCGGUAUCAAAAUAUUUGGUCAGGGUACAAAGAAGAAUGACGAGCCUAUCUAUGCAAUCAUUGUGACCUUCAUCUUCGCACAGAUUACGAUGUUGUUCGACAUCAAUCGCAUCGCCUCUUUUGUGACCAUGGUAUACUUGAUGACUUUUCUAGUCACUAAUCUGGCCUGUUUCCUGCUGAAGAUUGGAUCUGCGCCUAAUUUCAGGCCAUCUUUUCAUUACUUUAACUGGCAAACAGCUGCAACGGGAACGCUGGUAAGCGGCGUCAGCAUGUACUUUGUGGAUGGUUUAUAUGCCACCGGCUGCGUCAGUAUCCUGUUCAUCCUAUUCCUGCUGAUCCACUACACAUCGCCGCCCAAGCCCUGGGGAGACGUCAGCCAGAGUUUGAUCUAUCAUCAGGUGCGCAAAUAUCUUUUGCGUCUACGCCAGGAACACGUCAAAUUUUGGCGGCCACAGAUUCUGUUAUUUGUGAGCGACCUUGAUCAACAAUACAAGAUGGUCUCCUUCUGCAACUCUCUGAAAAAAGGUGCAUUAUUUGUCUUAGGUCAUGUCAUUGUUACCGAAGACUUCUCAACAGCUGUUCCGGAGGCCCGUCGACAGCAAACCAUAUGGACGAAGAUUGUCGAAUACUCCAAGAUCAAGGCUUUUGUCAACAUUGCCAUUGCCCCUACCGCAGAAUGGGGUAUGCGAAACAUUGUUCUUAACUCAGGACUUGGUGGCAUGCGACCGAAUAUCGUCGUCAUUGAUCAAUUUCGAGAGGAUCAGUCUUUGGUGGAGACGUUAUCAUUGAGCAGUAACACCAAAUCGAGACGACGCUCGUCAGCCUUUGGCUCCAGACGAGAUGUACCAGACGAAUCCGGAAUUCCAGUCAAGCCCAUGAGUAACCAGGGUUACGUGACAGUUCUUGAGGAUCUUUUGUUUAAACUCCGGAUCAAUGUUGCAGUGGCAAAGGGAUUCGAAGACUUGGAGCUGCCGGAUCCUAAAGGUCGCCAUACAAAGAAAUAUAUCGAUCUCUGGCCUAUCCAGAUGUCAGCGGAGCUCGGGGCCGAUACUCAAAGCAAGCAAAAUGUGUUGACAACCAACUUUGACACCUACACACUGAUUCUGCAAUUGGGUUGUAUUCUCAACACUGUUCCAUCAUGGAAGAAGACAUAUCGAUUGCGGGUAGCGGUGUUUGUCGAGUAUGAAACAGACGUGGAGGAUGAAAGAGGCCGGGUCGAGGCUCUUCUUGAUAAGCUGCGAAUCGAAGCCGAAGUUCUUGUCUUCUGGCUUGCCUGUGGAGACCUGAAGGCGUACCGCAUAAUCGUCAAUGGAGACACUACUCCAGAGGUGGCAGAUGGUCAAAGCCAUGUUGAUUCUGCUCUCCAGGACGAGGAAUGGUGGCAGGGGGUCUUGCGAGCUCGCAACCAUUCAGAAAGCCAGGCGGUAGAUGCAGUCAAUGAUGAGAUGCGGCUGGAGAGAGCAGCCACCUGGCAACUACCUUCGAGCAUCGAUAGCAGGAGCCGGCCAUUCCAACAGGUAACCGGACUAAGGAGACUGAUCCAAUCUAACGGACGCAGACGUUCCGUGUCCAGUUUUAGGGCAUUGGGAGGGGUCAACCUUGGAAUGCAAACCCAUCGUUUAUUGGAUGCCUUUGUUGAUUACGAUGGGGAUACAUCGAGCACUGAAAGCAGCGAUGACAGCGAUUUGGAUGCGUACAUCAGCGACCCUGAGAUUGACGAUGAGGUCCGCCAUGAAGAUGUGGCUAGCAGUCGGAAUAACUCUUCCCAGUUGCUUGUCCGUUCCAAGAGUGACGAUGUCCAGAGCUCUGGUGUCAGUCCAUCAACUCGUCCUGUAGGACAGGACUUUGCAUCCGCUAUGGCAAUCCCUUCAAUAAUCACCGACGAGAACGCAUCCCCGAAAAGCAAAUCACCCGCUCCAAACCGUCCUGGUAUCAGCCGCUCUGCAUCCAGCAACCGGUUCAGCUGUUCCCCAAUUCCAGAAGCCAAGGUCAAUGUCGGAGCGGAGGAAGCCGGCCCGUCAAUAAUGUUCGCGCAGAACGCAUCACCUCCUCGCUUCGCAAAGCUUGACUCCAUCUACGCACGGCGUCCAUCUAUUACCUCCCCCAGCGCACAGAGCGGCCAAACCGCGUCCGGGUUUCCCGGUUCUGCGUCAGUUCCGCUAUCCUUCAACGAUCUUCCUAGCCGAGCACAGCAUCUUAUUCUCAAUGAGUUGAUGGUUCAGCAAAGCAGUGAGACGGCAGUUAUUUUUACGACUUUACCAUCACCAGUGGAGGGAACAUCUCUCCGUGAACAGGACAGUGCCUCAUACUUGAGUGAUUUAGAGGUACUAUGGCAAGAUUUGCCGCCGUGUCUGCUGGUUCACAGCAAUAGCAUGACGGUGACGAUGAAUCUAUGA